This is a messenger RNA of Penicillium cinerascens, 1680 nucleotides long. Its product is annotated as WD domain protein. The record is from RefSeq and is a predicted model, not a curated record. Lineage: Eukaryota; Fungi; Ascomycota; Eurotiomycetes; Eurotiales; Aspergillaceae. Bases 1 to 1680 code for a protein of 559 amino acids. Gene Ontology annotation, molecular function: protein binding. The transcript is spliced from 2 exons.
AUGUCCAAACGCCUUCGGGAAGAUGAUACGUUUGAUCUGCCUUCUGCAAAGCGAAAUCGGGACCUUGUGACUGGCCCUGUCGAUCGGCUAUCUUCUUUGAGUGACGAACUUCUGCUCAAUAUUCUGUCAUUUCUUCCAGUAUCGUCUCUGAAUGUGUGCCAGACGUUGUCUCAUCGAUUCCACACUCUUAGUGGGGACUCGGAGUUGUGGAAACGACAGUAUUACUCGCAAUGGGUACGCCCUCGUGCCCGUCGACUGGCCAAUGUAAGGCGUUCAACAUUGCCGGCCAAAACAGAGUAUUCGCCAAAGGUCUCAACAUGGCUUGAUCACAGCCAUUUAGCCGAGGAAGGAAAAGUGACGAAUUGGAAAAGACAGUAUCGAUUGCGGCACAAUUGGUCGCGCGGACUAUGUCGGGUCACUGAAGUCGAGUUUCCUCAACCGACAUCUCCUCCUUCAUUGGUCAAGCUUUGUGCUGGUAAUGUCUUCACGGCGGAUGCUCCCCAUGGACUUAGAGCGUGGGCCGCAAGAGACCCAGCGAGCUGUCUAGCAAAUAUCCCCUUUUCAGACGAAAGAGAGGACUCCACCGUGCUUCCAACAGCACUAGCGGUGAAUCAACAGCAGGAUCAACAAGAGAUUGUGGUGGGUUUUGAGAAUGGCCGUUUCAAUCGCUACGUUUUUGACGUCCAGACCUCCCGCUUGAUCUUACACUCGUCACAUGUCGGACUCAGUGAUGGGGCCAUUACCGCUAUGGCUCUUUCGUCGCCAUACCUCCUGAUCGUCUCCCAGCACAAGACUUUGUCGUUAUACAAUCUCAGAGGUCAGUCUCACCGGCCUGAGGCAGCCAACGAUAUCACCCAGCCGCGUGAACUUGUAUCACUCAAAGCGGAAAACAUGAUCGCGCCAAUGACGCUGUCUCUCCGGGUUUCAGCUUUGGAGAUCGUGGCCACCAUUGUGUACAGCUUCUUUCAUAUUGGCUGUGGGUGGUCACAGGGGAUGCAAGAACUACGGUUUGAUAGAGACGGUCAACAACUCGACUGUCGUAUUGCGAGUACGGUUGAUUCACAAUACGGAAUGAGACCGCUGCAAGGUCUAUCGCCAUCAUUGAAACGACGGCAUUCUGCCUCUUUCGAGCCCACCGACAUUGAAGGUUCGACCCCCGCCGUCCCCUCCAUCUUGCACCAACAGCAGCCAACUUCGAUGUCAUAUUCUCAUCCGUAUCUGCUGACCUCGCAUGCGGAUAAUACUCUGACCAUGUAUAUUGUGGUCUCCGAUUUGAGCUCUCUGUUUGUUCGCGGAGGGCAGCGUCUUUGGGGCCACACAUCCUCCGUGUCUACCGUACAAGUCACAAAUCGCGGCAAAGCGGUGUCAGUGAGCACUCGUGGAGAUGAAAUCCGCAUAUGGGAACUUGAGGCAGCGGUCCCUUCGCUGGGCAGCCGGAGGCCCUUGAAAGCCGAGAACAGCAUUCAAGUCAGCCCUGAGAACAAACGACGGAUGGAAUCGGGGUCGGGCCGCGUGCCCAAAAGCAUCCAACAGGAUGCGGGCGGACUUGGGACAGUUCCCAGUGCCCCGCAGGAGAUAUCGCGAAUGCAUGAAUGCGUUGGGUUUGAUGAAGAGCGAGUUCUCCUCCUCCGAGAGAAGCAAGUUGGCACCCAGCUUCUGGAAUGUUAUGAUUUCACAUAG